ACUUGGACUUGGGGAUAUCAAAAUAAAUACACAAAUUGGAGGAAUUGGAUUCCAGGAAAUUAUAUUUACUGAAGAAGAGCUAGCUAAAUAUGAUGGAUCAGAUCCAAAUUUACCAAUUUACAUUGCCUUGAAUGGAGAAGUAUUUGAUGUGACUAGCGGAAAACAUUAUUAUGGAAAGGGUGGUGGUUAUAGUUUUUUUGCCGGAAAAGAUGCUUCUCGAGCAUACGUAACUGGAUGCUUCCAAACUCAUCUGACUCAUGAUCUGCGUGGUUUAACACCUGCACAGAUCAAGGAUAUUGAAAAUUGGGCUUCUUUUUAUCGUGAUCAUCAUUCUUAUUUUAAAGUUGGAAUUGUUGUGCAUCCACCUAUAGAUCCGAAUUCACCUAUCCCAGCACCGUGUGAUGGUGCUUCAUCCCCGAAGACGUAA
Messenger RNA from Racocetra persica, 427 nucleotides. Lineage: Eukaryota; Fungi; Glomeromycota; Glomeromycetes; Diversisporales; Gigasporaceae. The record is from the annotation of a GenBank genome assembly.